UUGGCCCAGCAGCAGCGGGGACCAAAACCAGUGUUUGGAGCCACAGUGUGGCGGUGGGGGCAGCAGCAAUGGGAGGCCAUACAGGGACCCAUGUCACACUGUGGACCCAGCAGCAGCGUGACCAGGCGGUACGGGGGCCCAUGGCAGAUUUGGGGCCUGGCAGCACCUAUGGGAGGCCUGUAAUCUGCCAGCAACCUAUGACAAAAUGGAAAACAGCAGGAGUGUGAGGAGACCUGAAAGUGGCACAUGGCAGAGUGUGGCGAUGGAAACAGCAGCAAUGGGAGGCGGUACAGGGACCCAUGACACACUGUGGACCCAGCAGCAGCGUGAC
Staurois parvus is the source of this 331-nucleotide messenger RNA. NCBI's taxonomy places the organism in Eukaryota, Metazoa, Chordata, Amphibia, Anura, Ranidae. The record is from the annotation of a GenBank genome assembly.